GCACUAACGACGAAGCUGAAAUGUCAAUUCACCAAGGCACCAAUGACGAGAAACUGAAACAACAACACACAACUUCCCAAGGCACCAAUGACGAAGCUGAAAUGUUAAUUUACCAAGGCACCAACGACAAAACCAAAAUGUUAAUUCACCAAGGCACUAAUGAUGAGAAGCUGAAACGACAACACACAACUCCCAAAAGCACAAAUGACGAAGCUGAAAUAUUAAUUCACCAAGGCAUGCAACGACGAGAAGCUGAAACAAUAACACAUGCACCAACGACGAAGCCGAAAU
Dentiscutata erythropus is the source of this 291-nucleotide messenger RNA. Lineage: Eukaryota; Fungi; Glomeromycota; Glomeromycetes; Diversisporales; Gigasporaceae. The record is from the annotation of a GenBank genome assembly.